AUGCGGAAACAUCUCAAGAUUGUUCUCGGUCUGCUCAAAACUCAAAGGCUGGUGUUGCACUAUCACAUCCCUUCAAAUGCCAGUCAUUUCAUCGAGGAGAUGGUCCGGGCUCAUCGAACGCCGAGACUUGCAGGUUCCCUCGUGGAGGCGGCAAAGGAGCAGGAACAUCUCAAUGGGGUCAUCGAUAUGCUUAAAGAGCGCGAACUCUUACUGAAGUUGCCAGCGGCUACAAUUUUGUUCCUCCUGGAGCACACUCCGGAUCCCGCAGACAUCAUCUACAAUCAAAUCGAAACUCUUGACUUUGGCGAACGCCGGUAUGGAGAGAAUUGGUCCAUAGAUCGUCAGAAGUAUCUCAAGAAUCUGGCUCUUCUAUGCCGGCUGCCGAAGAACGGAGUCAAACUUGCUAUCGAGCUUUCGAUCGAAAGUGCAGUGAUUGAGUUCAAAGAAUAUUCGCGCCUAACGUCACACGACAACCUUCAACUACUCGACUGCUCCACACUGGCCCUUGUUUGUGAAGAAGAGAGACGAGGUCGGCCAAUGGAACACAAUGAUGGCCGCUACCCAAGAGGUUACCUGGAGAUGAUGCACAUGGACCCCUUACAUUCGGCUCAAGGCUUUAUGGAAGAUAUCAUGGAAGAUGCACGUACGUGUCAGGUAGCGGGCGACCGAUCGGAGGAAAUCGAACACUUGAUACACGAGACUGAUCACAAAGCAUUCGUGGCGAGAUUCUGGUUUCCGUUGACACUGAGAUACCUCCGUGGCAUUCGAAGGAAGCGGAUAGCUGGAUUUCUAAUGCCCCGCGUAGGAGGUCACGUACUCCCUGUGGAGCUUCAAGAUGCAAUUUCUGCCUGCUAUCACGAUGCGGAUUUCCUCACGAAAGCACCCAUCUUGGCCAGGGAAGGCCUUAAGGAUACAUUUAAACGAAUCAAAGAAGACAUGG
Molecule: messenger RNA, 940 nt
Organism: Cercospora beticola
Lineage: Eukaryota; Fungi; Ascomycota; Dothideomycetes; Mycosphaerellales; Mycosphaerellaceae
Source: RefSeq, a predicted model, not a curated record